Messenger RNA from Argiope bruennichi, 3030 nucleotides. RefSeq lists its product as uncharacterized. The record is from RefSeq and is a predicted model, not a curated record. The coding region runs from base 1 to 2982 and encodes 993 amino acids. NCBI's taxonomy places the organism in Eukaryota, Metazoa, Arthropoda, Arachnida, Araneae, Araneidae. The transcript has 29 exons.
AUGAAGCUGAUCUAUUUUACCUUUCAGCUUGUGUAUAAGAGAAGAUCCUCGACAAGUCAACAUGAUUUCUACCGGGAACCUUCAUCGUCCCGAACAGAUUCGGACGAAAGAAGUCCAGAAGAACCUUUCCGAGGUCAUUCCUAUUCCAGCGAUAGACAACGAGCUGGACGACGCGCCUCGUGGUCGGAAAUGACCAGAAUGACGGAACCAAUCCGACGUGAAAUGGUACAGAAAAGAAUUCCUUCUUUCGAAGGGUUGGAAUUUUCCACAGACGAGCCUCUAGACUCUGAAAUGGAUGGUAGAGUGGAGAUACGAAAAGUAAAGAAGGUGUGGUCCUACAAAACAGUGCAUGAAAGAAGCGCUGAUCAAUCAAGUUAUGGAGGACGGGAUGACCAGUCAAUGAAAACUUCGACAAUGAAGACAGAAGAUACAGGACCCAAAUCAAAUAUAACGGCAGCUGAAGGACAUGUGUACUGUCCAGUUGCUAAAUGGGACGUCGAUUACACCAACAGGAAUUAUGUUCGCAGUAAAUGUAACAAGCCUAUUGGGUUGCACCGUUACACAUUAGGAAGACAGUUCAAGCAUGAUGUAGAUUAUGAUAACUCACACUACCUCAGAAGCAAAGUGAAUGCACCCAAAGGUCUGCACAGGCGGACGGAAGAGAUUAAGAGAAAACGAGUGCCUGAUAAAGAUGUUCUGGGUGACAGCACAGGAUGGGAAUUUGAAUAUGGACCAGAAUUUUUACAAGUGGAAGAAGACGUGCCCUAUAUGCCAGAUGAGCGAGUUGUUGGUCGAGGAGCUUAUCGCUGUUAUGGCGUGAACCGAAGUAAUUCCGACACAGAUAUUAAAGAUGAAGAAAAACGGCAGAAAAUACCUGGGUUGGUUGAGGACGAGUUUAAGUACGGCCCAGAAUUUUUACAAGAUGAUGUUCAACACACAUUAAAGCAAAAAGAUGGUGUUAUUGGCAGAGGCGCUUAUCGCUUUUAUGAUGCGGAUAGAAGUCAAUGCGACAAGAAGCCUUGCGAUAUGAUGGGAAUCGAUUAUAGGGAGAGUAGAACUAGAACAGACAUACAGCCGGAUGAAAACGAAGACGAAGACAAAGGAGAUUCGAAAGGCAAACCUUUCAAGCGCACAGUUUUGAAGAAAACUUUGAAAUUAUCCCAGCGGCCGUCCGACGAGAAGUUAUUCGGCGAUGAUCGAUACAGAUACGGCACUCACCUAAAGUUUGUGCCUGGCAUGGGCACCAGAAGUACUUAUGAAGGGACUCCAACGGAAGAAAUAGGCAGAAAACCCGAUUUACAUGUGACGAAACACCCGAGUAUCCGAAGUGUUUUUAAGCAGACAAACAAGACGUGCAGUUACUCGAAGUGUGGUCCAUCUGAAGAAGGCUAUCGCUGUGAAAAGAAAUACAGCCACAAGCAUUUCUGGGAUCGGUACCCAAGUGGGAAAAAUAAUGGUGAUUAUUCUGUGUCCAAAGCGAUUUAUCCAAAGGAAAUGAAAGGACAGAAUUUUGGAUCCUUUGAUCGCUGUGAUGUUUGCGAAAGAAAAGAAACUCCAGAAAAGGGAAAGAGGCCUCCUGCACAAAGUUACACGAGCUACGAAAGCUGUAACCUUUGCGAAAGAAAAGAAGUGCCUGGAAUGCACAAGACAGUUGAUAUGAGCGACGACAGCUGCCUCAUUUGUGAAAAGAAAAAAACACCAGAAAGGGGCAGGAAAAUGUCACCAGGUUCAGGAUUUACCCGUGGCUCAGCUUACUCGAGCAAAGGCUACUCUGAAAAGGAAAAGAGAUCACCUGGACGAAGUUAUGAGAGCUUUGAUAGCUGUGACCUGUGCGACAAAAAAGAACUACCACGAGUGGCUACUCCAGAAAAAAUAAAGGAACUAAAAAGAAGGAAAGGGUCUAUCCGAGACACUUAUGAGGAAAAACCUAGUCCUGCUUAUCGCAAUAAUGACAGAGGUUACGGAAAGACAGAGAUGUAUGAAAAGAGAAGAAAGACAUCACCAAGGGAAUAUGGUGCUUCUGAAGGCGAUAAGUUCCACAAAUGGAAAGAAAUGGAGAAAAGAGAGACACGUCCUUUGAGAAUGACAGGUUCCAUCACACAAAGACAUCCCAGAAAUGUUCGGAAAGAACCAAGGGAAAGAGAUUGCUACCCAAGGCACCUUAAUCAAUAUGCUUUUCCAACGGAAAUGAUGGACGAUGCCGAAGAAGACGAUGAGGAAAUGCUCAGCGAAAUGUCGCCAUCCAUUGAAAACAGAAUUAACGAAAUAAAGGAGAGGAUAUCAGAAAAAUGUACCCCACGUGAAAAGGGGAAAGUAAGACAAAAGAGCUCUCCCAAAGGGUUCACUGGCUCAAGUUCAAAGAAGCGCGCCUUUAAAGCUCCGAAGCAUGAUGAUUGCCUCGGAAGACAUCAGGAUCAGUUUAUUUAUUCAGGAGAAGUGAUGAAUGAUGAUCAAGAUAUGUCCUCCGAGGAGUUCGAGCCACAUGUCGAAAGUACCAUCAAGAUAGUGAAGAAGAAACUAUCGAGGACUUCCUUCACGAAUGGAAAGAGAAAAAUUUCUCCCAAAAGGAUGAAUGAUUCUGUUUCUAUACAGCUUCCCAAUGACGCUCGAAAAGACAGGAAACAUAAAGACUUAUCUAAUAAACAUCGAGUUCAGGAAACAAAUGCAAGAAGGAUAACGGAAAACGGGAAAAUUGCUGAGAAAUUUCCGUCUCACUCGGGAAACAGAAUUAAAACCAAGGCCAAGAAAACAUCGCCAACAAAACUUCCAGAAGUUAAAAGAAAGAGUUUAAAAGGAUUCACUGAAGAAGAUAUGGAUGAAUUCAGUGAUUCUGAUGAAAUCGAUUUUGAAGAACACAAGAAUCAUCCUAAAGACCAUGCAAAAUCUUAUGAAGAUGGUUAUGAAAAAUAUGUGAAUAAAAAUGGAAGUGAGAUUUGGAUCAAAGCAGAAGAAAAAUAUUCAGAACUGCAUCAUAUACCUUGAAUAUAAUUUCAUUGAUGGCAACACAUUAUUUACUCUCUAAGAUUCCCC